UAAUAUUGUAUCGAAUUAUAACCUAAAAAACUAAUUUGAAUUUUUAAUUCAUAAUAAUAUGUAAAUAAAAAGCAAUGUUUAUAAUUAAUACAAGCCAUUUUAAAUAAUUGCGAUAAUCUUUGUGUCCAUAUUUCAACGAUUAAAGCAAUUAUCUCAAGUGUUUACGACUUCUUUCAUUAAUUGACUGGGGUCGAGUUUCCUUUCACAGCGAAGUUUACUAGUUUUAUUCAGUUGCUACCGAGUAAUCGUGAGUAUCAGACAUGGCAUACAUCGUAGAUUUGCGUUCAGACACUGUUACCAAGCCCACAGAGUCUAUGAAGCAUGCUAUGGUAAACUCUGCGGUUGGUGACGAUGUAUUUGGUGAAGAUCCCACUGUGAACGCUCUUGAAAGUAAACUGGCAAACUUAUUGGGCAAGCAAGCAGCUCUCUUUGUUCCCAGCGGCACAAUGGCUAACCUUAUUGCCAUUAUGGUGCAUUGCAACAAAAGAGGCUCCGAAGCCAUGGUAGGCAACUUAUCACACAUAUUCAGAUAUGAGCAGGGUGGUGCAGCGCAUGUGGCCGGGGUACUACUGAGCACAAUCCAGAACAAGCCCGACGGCACCUUCGACCUGCAAGAAGUGGAGAACAGGAUCCGUGGCUCAGACAUCCAUGAGCCCAUCACAUCCAUGAUAGCCAUUGAGAACACACACAAUGUGUGUGGUGGGAAGGUACUACCACUGCAGUGGGUGGACGAUCUGUCAGAACUGUGCAAGCGACACUCCAUCCCAUUGCAUUUGGACGGCGCGCGACUGAUGAACGCUGCAGCGUACCUGAGCGCGUCGCCGGAGCGGCUGGUGCGCGGCGUGGACAGUGUCUCGAUGUGCUUCAGCAAGGGGCUGUCGGCGCCCGUCGGCUCAGCGCUCGUCGGCUCCUACCACUUCAUACAGCAGGCGCGCCGCAUGCGCAAGAUGUUGGGCGGCGGCUGGCGGCAGGCGGGCGUGCUGGCCGCCGCCGCCAUCGUCGCGCUCGACGAGAUCGCGCCGCAGCUGGGGCUCGACCACAAGCGGGCGUAUCGGCUGGGGAAGGUCGUCGAAGGGCUGUUCCUCAAGACGUUCUCCGUGGACGUGGAAAGCCAACACACCAACAUAGUCCUGGUGCGGAUAUCGGAGCGCAGUUCCCUGAACGCUGACCAGGUUCUGACGCGGUUGGCACAGGUCAGCCUCGCCGAGACACAGGGAGACUGCAAAACGCCCAACGACGAGGGCGUGAUAGUGAAGGCGAUAUGCUUCAACGACAAAACGAUGCGCUUCACGCUGCACUGUGAGGUGUCGGACGCAGACCUCUGGCUCGCCAUCAUGAAGAUCACCUUCGUGUUCAAGGAACUAGACGCCGCUUAUCCUAUUAAAAGUUAAUUUACAUCAUGCAACCCUCAUUGUUAACAGUUAAUUUACAUCGUGCAACUGUAUUGUUAAUUUACAUAAUGCAUUUUUAUUGUUAACAGUUAAUUUACAUCGUGCAACUGUAUUGUUAAUUUACAUAAUGCAUUUUUAUUGUUAACAGUUAAUUUACAUCGUGCAACUGUAUUGUUAAAUUACAUAAUGCAUUUUUAUUGUUAACGGUUAAUUUACAUCGUGCAAACUUAUUGUUACAGUUAAAAUUUACAUCAUGCAAUCAUAUUUUAAAAGUUAAUUUACGUCUUGCAAUUUUAUUGUUAACAGUUAAUUUACAUGAUGCAAUUAUACUGUUAAUUGUGUGUUUUUUUUUGUGUAAAGGUAAGUUUCAAGGGUAGGUUUUAAAUGUUUGUGGUGAGGAGGAGCGAAGUGUCCCAUGUUCGCGCUGGUACGAUGGGAGUUACUAGGUAGGACACAUUAAAUGAAGCAGACCUGGCGAAUCUCACCAUAGGCGAUUGUCAGGUUCACGAAGGCUACCGGAAGGUUAGAGGGGGGAAAACUGUCGAGGGAAUUGGGUGGAAUAGUCCCUAGAUUUAGGAGUGAUCACGUUUGACCUUGUAAGACGUCCUAUAUUGACCUUUCAGAAAUAUAUAAUAGUUAAUUUACACUUUGCAAUUUUAUUCUUAACAGUUAUUUACAUUAUACAAUUUUAUUGUUAACUGUUAUUUACAUUAUACAAUUUUAUUGUUAACAGUUUAUUUACACCAUAGAAUCCAAUUGUUAAAAAACGCAUUCUAAUUUCUAUUCACUAACAAUUAAAAGCGUGGUAUGGAGUAUAGUUUCGGGAACUGUUUACUCAUUUUGUCUUAGAGAAUCUGAAAGCUGAAGUCGAUUUAAGCUUUAUUUUUGAAAUUACUAAAGUAUAAUUAAAUUACUUUAACCAAGACGUGAUAUUUUUAUAUUGUGUUAUUGAAAUGGAUAUGUUUUGUUUUUUUAUAUGAAAUACCGUGACUAUGAUUGUCUGCGUUUAACUGCCAGUUCAGUAAGCUUUAUAUGCCAUGUAAAUUUUCGUCAUCAUUAACCUAUUUUAAAAGCUUAGUACAGGCCCAGGGUUCACUUCUUAUAGGAAAUUAGACCCACCACGCCGAUUCAAUGCGUAUUGGUGGAAUUUAUGUUAUAGAGCGCGGUAUUCUUGAAUUAUGAUAAAAAGUAAAAACACAACAAGAUUUAUAGCCUAACCUUUAUUGGGGCAACGUGGUGGGUCUAAGCUCCAUAUCUCCUAGAACUAGGGAGGCCUGGACCUGUAUUGCCAUUAGGAUGAUAACCUUUUAUAUUAAGUAGAUAGGUACCUAUACCUAGAACUAUAUACAUGUAUAUACAAUAUGGGACCACUGUAAAAAAAUCCUAGUCUUCCAGAAUUAUAGUUUUAGAUAUAAGAUUUGACUGUAAAACUUUCGAUAUUUAUUAUUUAAAUCUAAGAAGACCAGACCAGAACAGACCUUGUUUUGCAUUGCAGAUGUCUCGUUUGAUAACUAUUAAAAUUCAUUUACGAACUUAAUGUACAUUUUACAGUAGCCUGUGUCAUUCUGAUGUAUAACCUAAUACCUACUAAAUUUUUAUCAUAAUCCAUUUUCUAAGAUUAAAACAAUAAUAAGAGAAUAGAAAAUCCUACUGUUUCUUAAUUUGUAGCGGCAAUUUCCAUAUACAUAUUUGUUAUAUUGUAUAAAAUUUUAUAAAUAAAACACAAGAUUUUA
Messenger RNA from Bicyclus anynana (squinting bush brown), 3124 nucleotides. RefSeq lists its product as uncharacterized. Lineage: Eukaryota; Metazoa; Arthropoda; Insecta; Lepidoptera; Nymphalidae. The record is from RefSeq and is a predicted model, not a curated record. Gene Ontology annotation, cellular component: cytosol. Gene Ontology annotation, molecular function: L-allo-threonine aldolase activity. Gene Ontology annotation, biological process: L-threonine catabolic process; glycine biosynthetic process. The transcript is spliced from 7 exons. Bases 261 to 1391 code for a protein of 376 amino acids.